AUGCAUCCCCAGACAAACCCCACAGCUCCUGACACGGACAACGAACUUGACUCAUUCUUCCGGAGCCCCUUCAAGAAGGCUAAAAGAUCCUCUCCCCAUGAGAUGAGACCCAGCGACAAUGACGACCCAACAAUCCUACUUAGCAACCGAUUCCAGCCUCUUGCCACCAAGGAUGAUGAGCCACCCCAGACACAGACGCUGACAACUCAUACUACGGAUGACGCUCCUAACAAGCCCAACACUCCAAAGACAAGGCCCCCCCCAAUCACGGUCGCAAAUGUCACGAAGCCUGUUCAACUCCUGGACACCCUCGCCAAGAUGUGUGCCGGCCCAGUACAAGGGAAAAUCACCGGAGAUGAUCUCCAAAUCUACCCGUCUCUCAUGGACGAUUACGAUCUCAUCGAAGGAUAUCUGCACGAUAAGCAACUACAAUAUCACAGCCGCACCCUCCCUUCCAAGAGGCCCCUCAAGGUAGUAAUCCGUGGUCUCCCGCUAACCCACCCUACUGACGAGCUCAUGAAUGACUUGAAAGGUCUCGGAUUUGACGUGACAAAGGUACUCCAAAUGCAAGUCGGACCAGAGAAAAAGCCCCUACCUCUCUUCAUAGCGGUAAUUAACAAGAGGGACAAUACUGAUGACGUCCUCGGAGUUAGCCACAUUGGCUAUCUCCGCAUUUCCGUCGAGCGUCUCCGGCCAAAGACUGCACCCAUACAGUGCUACAAAUGCCAAAGAUAUGGACACACCGCAUCCAAAUGCUACAGGACCCCUCGCUGCCUGAAGUGCGCCAAGGAGCACCGUUCAUUUGAAUGCACCAAGGACCCCUCCACGCCAGCUUGCUGCGCCCUAUGCGGGGGCGCCCAUCCUGCCAACGCUCCAGUGUGCCCGGAGAAGCCGAAGCCAAGAAUGCCCAGGACCCCGAAGACCUUUCCUGCCCAGGACGGUAAUGCUUGGACCCGUAGGACCCGCAGUACAGCUGCCACGGAUUUCCUCCCAAGACCAGUUGCUCUGCAACAGUUAUCCAAUCCAGGACAAGACAUGGGGCAACUCAUGUCGCUGAUGACGCAAGUUCUCCAUCAACUUCAGGCCCAGCAGCAACAAAUCAACGCCCUUAUAAGCGUGUCUCGAUUUAUUGAAUUUAUCUCCUUCGUGUUUCUAAAACCGUGCAUUGUUUUUGUCUCAUUUCAGUUGGAAAACGCCAUCAUAAUUACAGAAAAAUCCCGCAGGCAUAACAUUAAAUAUCAGGGACAACAGAUAAUUUUUGAAGCCAGAGUGGAUCCGGAUCGCCUGCCGUCCACAGCAAAUGGAGUCCCGUUGAUAACGAUUCUAGGAGUUGUCCGGGAGCUGUUUGAGAUGCUGAUUGCGAGGACCACCUCUGAUUUGGCUCCAGUCGAUCUCAUCCGAUUUUGCAUUCAAUCGGAUGAUUUAGACGUCCCAAUCUCCACAACACUGAUGCGAGUAUCCGAUCUCACCGUGGAAAAGAUGCUGGCAGCAGUGUUAAAGGUGCUUCAAUCCAAGAAGCAUAUAAAAUUAGAUACAACGUUCAGCGUGGACGUUGUAACUAUCAGGAGACCUGUUGGAGCUGGGAGAAGAAGAUUCGUCAACCCAGACGUGGAUAAACUUCUGAAGACGUCGAUUCUUGCCAUCCCCAGCGACGACCUGGGACUAUGCUGUGCCAAAGCAAUCGUCUUUGCCCUAGCCCAUUUGCACGCGGAUGUCACGGCGAUCAAUGCCCUGAAGAGAAAGGAUCGACCGGCAUUGACGACACGAGCAAUGGACUUGCACAAGGCAGCUGGUGUACCCCUGGGCCAGUGUACAUACCGGGAGAUUGCCAUUUUUGAGCAACAUUUGAAUGUGCAAAUUGUGGUAUUUUCCUCAGAAAAUUUAAAUAAGGUAUCUUACAAAGGGCAAAAUCGACCGGAGCGGAUUAACCUUUAUCUUCACCAAGGCCAUUAUGAUGUAAUCAAGGGGCUGAAGGGGUUUUAUAGCUCAAACUUCUAUUGCGAGCACUGCGAGAAGCCGUUUAAUAACCGGGAAAAUCACCGAUGUCCAGAGGCGUGCUACAUAUGCUUACGCAGGGAAUGUUUGCCUGGGGAAAAUAUACGGUGCACCGACUGCGGUAGACUUUGCAGAUCGACUGAUUGCUUUGACACACACAAAGCUUGCUCUUCAAAACAGCAGAAAUCUUUGUGUGAUAAAGUAUAUCAAUGCGAUCGCUGUUGCAAAGUAAUACAGCGUCAGAAAUGCCCCAGAGAACUUCACCGUUGCGGAACUACGAUGUGUCCGUCUUGUGAGGUAUAUGUAGUUGCUUCGGAGCAUCGAUGCUUCUUGAAGAAAGUGGCACCUAAAACCCCAAACGAAAAAUUAAUAUUUUUCGACUUUGAGACAGAUCAAGCCAGUGGAGAACACAAAGUGAACUUCGCCUUGGCACAGUAUCAGGACAAGACGGAGAAAGUGUUUAAAGGCUACUCUGCUUGUCACGACUUUUGCUCCUGGCUAUUUUCCCCAGAGCAUAAAGGAUAUACGGCGAUAGCGCAUAACAUGAAAGGGUAGGUCUUUUUCUUUCAAAAAAUUUUUUUUGAACAAUAGUAUGUGCUUUUUUUUUGUUUGCUUAUAAAAAUCUGUUAUUUUUAUUAGG
Messenger RNA from Uloborus diversus, 2635 nucleotides. RefSeq lists its product as uncharacterized. NCBI's taxonomy places the organism in Eukaryota, Metazoa, Arthropoda, Arachnida, Araneae, Uloboridae. Bases 1 to 2550 code for a protein of 849 amino acids. The record is from RefSeq and is a predicted model, not a curated record. Gene Ontology annotation, molecular function: nucleic acid binding; zinc ion binding. The transcript is spliced from 4 exons.